Molecule: messenger RNA, 1062 nt
Organism: Trichoplax adhaerens
Lineage: Eukaryota; Metazoa; Placozoa; Uniplacotomia; Trichoplacea; Trichoplacidae
Exons: 6
Coding region: 1-1062 (353 amino acids)
Source: RefSeq, a predicted model, not a curated record
AUGCAGCUAUGUCCUCCUGCCAUGAUGAUUGAAAUCGUAAUUGGAUCCGAGAGCAUAUACCGGCUUGAAGUAGAGAUUGCAGCCACCGUCUCUCGCGGUAAAAAAUUUUUUGCUUCAAUUUAUGACAAGCUAACCAUCUUUAUGAAGGUUAUGAACAAGCAAAUACAUAAAUCUAUAGAAGAUUUAAAAAUCAAUCGUGAUAAAUUCAAAAAUAGAGUUAAAGAACUAGAGAUUGCAUUUGAAUUGUGCAAGGAUUCAUACAAAGCAAAAACCAAUACAUGGUCGCCAGAAUUCUGUUACGCAGCCCAAGAUCUUGUAGUUGAUCUACAGCAGAACCUUAACGUUACUUAUCAAUUAUGGAAGGAAAGAUUUGAAGAACUCAUUAAUGGAUUAGAGAAACUACCAAAUAAUAAAACGAUAAAAAGGAAGAACGAAAAUAUAAGAUCGAGUGUUAAGAUUUCUCAGCUAUCGAAUUACUCGAAUACAGAUAAGGAUUUUAGAUCUAGAGUCAACACAUUAUCAACAGUAAAAUCUGCAGCCGACUUUCGCGAUCAUGUUCAAUCCGAAAAAUCAUUUAUGACUAAUGAAACCCCCUAUAUGGUAAAAAGCGGUCCAAGUAAACUAUCAAUCAACCUGAAUAGAAGCUUAUCACUGCCAGAUAUAACAAAGCUAGAAUCUAAUGAUAAAUGUUCAAAUUUUAAAAUUGCUUCUAACGGUGAUUUGAAUGACAUCGUGCAUUCGUGUAGCAUAGAAUGUAUAUGUUGUAAUCCUUCACAAUCUAUUGAUGUAAACGAAAAUCAAGAGACUAGUCCCUUUACAGAAGACUGCGUAGACUUCAGGCCAGAAAUUGAGUUUGAUUUCGAUAAGGAUAGCAGUGACAACUCUAUACCAUUUACGAGCCAGCAACUGGAGAGUUCUGUGCAAUCAUCACGGAAGGACAAUUAUGACGAAUUGGAUGAAAAACAAACUCAAUCGUUAGAUGUCAAUCAAUCCGUCGAAAUAAAGAAAGGAAUUUCGGCAAAUGCUAUUAGAUUGCAAAUGCAUUUGAAUCCUCCUGUGUAA